GCAAAGAAGACCGCGCUCCUCGCCGCCAAGAAGACCGCUCCAGCAUCCCCGAUCGGCGACCAGCCGACCAUGGAGGCCGCAGCCCAGCAAUCGCAGCACGCUACGUUCAGCAAACAGCUGCGGCCUUCAGGGGGCCGCGAAAAGCACAAAGAGAUUGAACUAUCGGACGAUGAGCCUGACGAUCGCAUGCACCCUCUCGAGAUGCUGGCUGCGGGCCAAUCCAAAGCUCGCGAUGUCAAGGAGGUCUCCGAUUCUGUCAACGUGGACGCCCUGGUGGCCGCGGCGAUGUCCAGCGAGACGUGCAGCAGCGUCUCAGGUUUCGCGGGCGCGGAGCGGCUGUUGGCCAGGAGCUGUGAGGGUAUUCGCGCAGAGGUGCCAGAAGGCGCCCUGUCGCAGCUGUCGGGUGCUGGUGCCGCCGAGACCGAGGCCCCAGGGGCGAAGGAUCGCCUCCCCGAGGAGGCCGCGAAGAACAACUUCAC
Molecule: messenger RNA, 479 nt
Organism: Prorocentrum cordatum
Lineage: Eukaryota; Dinophyceae; Prorocentrales; Prorocentraceae
Source: the annotation of a GenBank genome assembly